Molecule: messenger RNA, 924 nt
Organism: Cephus cinctus (wheat stem sawfly)
Lineage: Eukaryota; Metazoa; Arthropoda; Insecta; Hymenoptera; Cephidae
Gene: Adi1
Product: 1,2-dihydroxy-3-keto-5-methylthiopentene dioxygenase
Exons: 4
Coding region: 119-787 (222 amino acids)
Molecular function (GO): acireductone dioxygenase [iron(II)-requiring] activity
Source: RefSeq, a predicted model, not a curated record
AACAAUGUGUCCUUAUUAUUGAUUUUAAUGAACGAAAAUUGAUUUUUACACUUUCCGAAUUUCUGUUUUUUCUUCUACAUGGAGAACCCGGGCAUCAUUUGACAUUUCCGGAACGAAGAUGAUUGGUCAACCCCCACCAAACUAUUUUUCCAAUUCUGUCCUUCCUGUUCUGUCUUCUAUACACGGGACAGUACUCUUAUUUUCCUUUAAAAUCAAAAACAAAAUAAAAAUGGUCCGCGCCUGGUACAUGGAUGACAGUGAUGCUGAUCAAAGAUUAGAGCAUCACAAAGAACCACCAGAAUUUGUAACGUUAUCAGAACUAUUCGACGUUUCUGGUACUGAAUAUUUUAAGGUCGACCAUGAGAAUUAUGACAAGGAUGAAACUUUGUUGAAGUUAAAGAAGGAACGUGGAUACACUUAUGAGGAUCAGAUAAUUUGCUCUGAGAAAUGUUUAUCGAACUAUGAAGAAAAACUGAAAAAUUUCUUUACCGAACAUCUCCACACUGAUGAAGAAAUUCGAUUGAUUUUGGAUGGAUCUGGAUAUUUUGAUGUCAGGGACAAGAAUGAUAAAUGGAUACGCAUUGAAGUUACACCAGGAGAUCUAUUAAUUAUCCCUAGUGGAAUAUAUCACAGAUUCACUCUUGAUGUCAAGAAUUACAUUAAGGCUAAACGUUACUUUGUUGGAGAACCUGUUUGGCUUCCUUAUAAUAGACCAGCAGAUGAGAUGGAAUGCCGAAAAACUUAUUUAGAAAAAAUUCAAAGAGGCUUUACUGUCGAAGUAAAGUGAAAUUAUGUUCAUGAAUCAUGUAAAAUACAUUCAAUUUUUUAAGUACUGCUCCUUUGUAAAACCACUAGCUAUAAGAAUUCAUUGAUAAUUUUAUAUCUAUUUUUGUUGGUUUUCAAUAAAAAGUAAAAACAGUUAAA